This is a messenger RNA of Gracilinanus agilis (Agile Gracile Mouse Opossum), 981 nucleotides long. Its product is annotated as mas-related G-protein coupled receptor member X4-like. NCBI's taxonomy places the organism in Eukaryota, Metazoa, Chordata, Mammalia, Didelphimorphia, Didelphidae. Gene Ontology annotation, molecular function: G protein-coupled receptor activity. Gene Ontology annotation, cellular component: membrane. Bases 1 to 981 code for a protein of 326 amino acids. The record is from RefSeq and is a predicted model, not a curated record. The transcript has a single exon. Gene Ontology annotation, biological process: G protein-coupled receptor signaling pathway.
AUGGCUGUGUUCACCACACCUGAGCAGUGGAAAUCUGUUCUUGACAUCACAAUGCAGACCAGUACAAAUUCAAGUUUACAUCCUGUGGUUGAGGCAUAUGAAACAUUUGUUUUUGACUACGUGGUGGACAUCUUCUCUCUGGUCAUUGCCCUGGUGGGGCUGGUGGGGAACAGCAUUGUCCUGUGGCUCCUGGGCUUCCACAUACAGAGGAGCCCCUUCUCUGUCUACAUCCUCAACCUGGCUGUGUCUGAUGCCCUCUUCCUUUGUACCUGCUUUGGGGUGCGUAUGUGGGAAAUUGUUGGAGAUUUAAACCCUUUUGUCCUGGACGUGCUAGGGCCCUGCAUCCUAAACCUGCCUUACUGGGUGAGUCUGAGCUUGCUGGCAUCCAUCAGCACCGAGCGCUGUCUCUCUGUGCUCUUCCCCAUUUGGUACAGAUGUCACAGGCCAAAACACACAUCUGUUGCUGUGUGUGCUAUCCUAUGGGCUCUGUCUAGCCUGUUCUGGGGAACACUUGUGGCUCUUUAUUUCCUUGAGAAUCACCAUGUCUUCGUUUUCCACCAUGCUCUGGCCUUAGUCGAGUUCGGGUGGUUCGCCCUCCUCACCUGUGUGCUGUGCAUUUCCAGCCUGACCCUGGUGCUGAGGGUCCAGUGCAGCUCCCAGCGCCAACGGCCACCCAGACUCUACCUCCUGGUCCUGCUCGCUGUCCUCCUGUUCCUGGUCUUUGGCCUGCCCUUGGGGAUUAUUGAUGCAAUGUGGUUUUCCAACAUCUUCUCUUUAAUGUCUUAUGCGCACUCAAGACUCCUGGCCUGUGUGAACAGCAGUGCAAACCCUUUCAUUUACUUCUUCCUGGGCAGCCAUUGGAGUAGAAGAGGGAGGGAGCCCCUCAGGGUGGUCCUCCAGAGGGCUCUGGGUGAGGAGCAGGAAGGUGGGUUUGGGGUGAGGGACACUUCCCACCCCAACACUCUGGAUAAAUUAUCCUGA